GCCACGUGUGUAGGCCACGUACAAAAACGUAUGGGCACACGUCUCAGAGCUGUAAAAAAGCAGACCAAGGGCCUCGGAGGUAAAGGUUCCGGCAAAUUAACCGAUAAAAUUAUUUCUGAUUUGACAAUUUAUUAUGGAUUGGCCAUCCGAAGAAAUUCAGAUUCUGCAGAAAACAUGAAGAACGCCGUGUGGGCUGUUUUUUAUCACAAUAUUUCCACUGAUAAAAAACCGCAGCACGAGUAUUGUCCGGCUGGAAAGGAGAGUUGGUGCAAGUGGCGUGUUGCUGAAGCCAACGGUACUCUCAAGACGUUUAAGCAUAAGCCGCCUCUUGCAGAUAACGUGCAAGACGCAAUCAAACCAAUAUUCGAGGCUUUGUCGUCGGACGAUUUGAUAGAACGUUGCACUGGCGGCAACACACAAAACUCCAACGAGUCCGCGAACGCUUGCGUCUGGAAGCUUGCUCCGAAACACCUUCACUGCGGUGCCAAGACCGUCGAAAUUGCAAGUUAUACGGCUAUUAGUUUAUUUAAUGAAGGUUAUGUAACAUUAUUAAAAAUUAUGAACAUCUUGGGAAUUGCCGUUGGGCUUGAAGCCAAUAACUUUGCCCGCCUAGCUGAUGCGAAACGCGUUACUGCAGCUGAGAGCAGCAUGUCAGACGGCGCAAGAACAGCCGCACUUUCGAGAAAAUCCGACCAAGCAAGUCUGCAGGAGCAAUAUAAACUUGAGGAAGGACUGAUGUAUGGCCCUGGAAUCGCUGAUUAACCAUAAGAGUGGACAACAGCGGACCACCUUUUUUUGAGACGGUCACUUUACGGGGCGUGCCAACAAAUACCGUCACAUUAUUUUUUAAUAAAAAAAAUGUUUUUUCGUACCUUUUAUUGUAUUAAAUAAGUG
Molecule: messenger RNA, 894 nt
Organism: Odontomachus brunneus
Lineage: Eukaryota; Metazoa; Arthropoda; Insecta; Hymenoptera; Formicidae
Exons: 2
Coding region: 31-762 (243 amino acids)
Source: RefSeq, a predicted model, not a curated record